AUGUCAUCGAUCUCCUCAACGGUUACUAUCCAAGCAAUGAAGUGCAUCUUUGCCAAGUUCAGAAAUCCAGAGACGCUCGUCAUGGACAAUGUAACGCAGUUCACGUCACCUCAGUUCACUUCAUUCUGUCCUUCGCGAGGAAUCUUGCACACUCGCACGCCGCCGUUCUAUCCACAGAGCAAAGGACAAGUAGAACGUUUUGUGGACACCUUCAAAAGAGGACUUGCCAAGCUGAAGGGCGAAGAACCAACAGUGGACGCACUACAGAAGUUUCAGAUGGGAUAUUGCUCCACUCCCUGCCCGUCUGCACCUGACCAGCGUUUACCUGCCGAAGCCUCCCUGGGACGCCGACUGCGAACGGAACUCGAUCUAAUGCUACCUUCUAGAGGUCUCACAAACGGUCCACGGGAUGUCAAAAUGGAAUCUCAAUUCAAUCGUCGAAAUGGAGCACGACGCCGCAACUUUGAGAUCAACGACGCGAUUUUCGCCAAGGAUUAUCGAGGUCAGAAACCCACUUGGACUCCUGGUUUCAUCACGCGCCGUGUUGGAAACACAACCUACACUGUUCGCUGUGGAAACGAAGUAUGUACUCGGCACGUAAAUCAGUUGCGAUCGGCACAACUGCGACUAACACUUUCUUGUAUGUGUUCGACCUACCGUUACUCGACUCCGCGAGCAGGGACGAUGAUACAACGCCGGCUGCCGACUCGUCUCAACGACCGCAACGCCUUCGACGACCCCGUCGCCGACUACAGGUGGACCCACGAAGAACUCGAUACGAGAUAA
Necator americanus (New World hookworm) is the source of this 786-nucleotide messenger RNA. RefSeq lists its product as uncharacterized. The record is from RefSeq and is a predicted model, not a curated record. Gene Ontology annotation, biological process: DNA integration. Gene Ontology annotation, molecular function: nucleic acid binding. The transcript has a single exon. The coding region runs from base 1 to 786 and encodes 261 amino acids. NCBI's taxonomy places the organism in Eukaryota, Metazoa, Nematoda, Chromadorea, Rhabditida, Ancylostomatidae.